AUGUAUUCCACUACAUUCAAACAGUAUUGGCUACCAGAGAAGAAAGGCUUCGACUCCCUGCAAUUGAGAACUGUUCCAAAAGAGUCACCUCAGCUUGGCCAGAUCUUGGUCCGCAUCAAAGCUGUCUCUUCGAACUGGAGAGACGGUAUUGUAGCCAUCGGCACUUAUCCGUUUCCCGGUCCCGACGCCCUUGUUCCUGGAAGUGAUGGUGCAGGCAUCGUCGAAGCGAUUGGGGACGGUGUGACUGAGUGGAAAGUGGGUGAUCGUGUAGUCGCCAACUUCACACAAGAGCACAUCGCGGGUCGUCUCACCCGAGAUGUUGGCUUGACCCAGUUGGGCGGCGAAGCGCAAGGCCUUCUCGGGGAGUACUUCAUCUUCCCACAGACAGGCGUCGUCAAGAUUCCAGACUACCUAUCCUUCGAAGAGGCUUCUUGUCUCCCAUGUGCCGCUCUGACGGCUUGGAACGCCCUUUAUGGACUAACUCCUUUACGGCCUGGCCAGACCGUUCUUCUGCAAGGUACCGGAGGAGUUUCCACGUUUGCGCUGCAGAUCGCACACGCUGCUGGAGCCAGGACCAUCGUGACGUCGUCAUCUGAUAACAAACUGGCCAAAGCGAAAGAGCUUGGUGCAACGUAUGGGAUAAACUAUAGCAAGACUCCUGACUGGGCUGCAGAAGCUAUGAGAAUCACAAAUGGCAAGGGUGUCGAUCACAUCAUUGAGAUCGGAGGGACCUUGACACUCCAAGCUUCUUUUGAUGCGAUUGGAUUCAAUGGCCAGAUUCACUGCAUCGGACACAUCACUAAUCCUGAUCCGCUGGGUGCGGGCAAAGACCUUCGAGGUCCUGAUGCUGCUUUCCUCGCGCUGGACCGUCUCUGUAUUGUUCGAGGUGUUGUGGUAGGAUCAAGGGAGCAGUUGCAGGAUAUGUUGGACUGUUUUGAAGCCAACAAGAUUCGACCGGUCAUUGACCGUGUGUUUUUGUUUGAAAAUGCUAGGGAGGCGUAUGAUCACCUUUGGAGCUCUACGCAUACCGGAAAGGUUGUUAUUCAGAUUCCAUAG
Molecule: messenger RNA, 1056 nt
Organism: Fusarium tjaetaba
Lineage: Eukaryota; Fungi; Ascomycota; Sordariomycetes; Hypocreales; Nectriaceae
Product: alcohol dehydrogenase
Exons: 2
Coding region: 1-1056 (351 amino acids)
Molecular function (GO): oxidoreductase activity
Source: RefSeq, a predicted model, not a curated record